Prorocentrum cordatum is the source of this 1168-nucleotide messenger RNA. Lineage: Eukaryota; Dinophyceae; Prorocentrales; Prorocentraceae. The record is from the annotation of a GenBank genome assembly.
UGGCUCGAGCCGACCCCCGUGCGGCCGCGACGCCGCGCCCGGCGGCGCCGCGGCAUGGCGGGGAUGUUCUCCGCCGAGCUGGCCUACCGGACUGUGGAGUUCGGAGGAGAGGCCGCUCUGCGCUCGGCGAGGCACGUGUUGCAUCUGGACUGCUCCCACGGCCCCGCCUCGCUGGUGGCUCACGGCGCGGAGAGGCUCUUCGCGGAGCUGGGCAGGAGGCGGCCUGACCUGCACGUGGAGCACGUGCGCCUCUGGGAGGCUGGCACACGCUCGCGCAUAGAGUACGGCCUGGAGCACGUGAGGUCCAAGAUGGCGAUGCUGGGGGGGGUGCACGAGCCCUGUGUGGUCCUUCACGGGGGCCUCAGAGGCUCACCCAGCGAGCCUGGUGACCUGCGGCGCUUCGCGGCCAUCGAGGAGCUGGCCGCCCAGGUCGCGACCGCCCGGGGGCUGGUCGUUUCUGCGCCGAUGUGGAAUUACUCUGUGCCGUGGGUCCUGAAGCAGUACUUCUCGGCGACGCCCGCGGGGCCCCUGGGGCUGCUCGGCGGGGGCCGCCCCGUUGUCAUCGUGACGUCCUCUGGCGGGGCGGGGGGCAAGGACUACCUGGUGCCGUGGCUCAGGGACGUGGCGGGGAUGAUGGGCUUCGACGACGCCACCAUCCAGGGCGAGGUGGCCGCCGCGGCGGCCCGGGCCGCGGAGGCCCUUGGCGGCCCGGGCCGCGCGGCCGAGGCCGCGGCCCGGGUGGCGGCCGCCGCCGGGCACGCCCGCGGCGAGGAGGGCCCACCUGUGGAGGAGUGGGACUGCGAGCGCGUCCUCCAGUGGCUGCGCGCCCAGGGGGGCCUGAGCGCGGACGCGCUGGAGUCCAUGGAGGCGGUCGGGGUGAGCGGGGAGCUGCUCCUCGGGGCGUCGGAGGACGAUUGGCGCGAGGAGGAGCUGGGCCUGGAGGAGGCCGACGUGGCGCGCGCGGUGGAGCUGCAGGGAAGAUUCCGCGCCCUCGCCGAGGGCGGUGCCGGCGCUGGCUGAGCCGCGGCCCUCGCGCGCGCGCGAGCGGCCGAAGGCGCAGGCCUGCGCCAGACGUUUGACCGCGGCGUAGGCGCUGGGCGUUGGGCACGGAGAGAACGGGAACACGGAAGGAUCGGUAGAAUGAGAGCUGGAGUCCGAUGGAGAGCAA